AUGGCCGUGGAUAACAUCCUAUCCAUCCUGAGUGAGGAUCUCUCGGAAGGGAGCGAAAUUGGUGAGGAUGAUGAUUCUGGAGAGUCUGGUGAUGUCAUGUCUGACGAUAACAGACUGGAUGAUGCUAUGACCCUCAUGCAGUAUCAAAAUGAAUCCCGCAAAGAAACCCUAAUUCGUAAAGGAUCGCAGGUCUCUGGUUCAUCCCUGAAGAAGGGAAGACUGGAGACUGUUGAUCGGAUCUUUUCCUUGAUCAGAUCUCACCACCCGUCGAUCUUCUGUCUGGUUGAACCUCAUGCUAAUGGUGUCCGCGUCGAUCGCUUUUGUGGUAAAUUUGCUAAAAAGUGGAAUUGGGCUGCCCUCCUAGCUGACGGUCUCUCUGGUGGGAUAUUCAUUAUCUGGAAAAAGCAUCUUGGUCUUGUGACUCCUAUUGCGGUCUCUCGCAGGGCGUUGCACCUUGUUAUUUCUCCUUCUUUUAAUUCCAGUUGGUUUCUUUCUGUGAUUUAUAAUUCUAACAGAUUUGUUUCUCAAUGCGCCCUCUGGACCGAACUCUCCAAAAUCACUGCCGUGAACCUCCCUUGGCUCAUUAUCGGCGAUCUUAACACCAUUGCUAGUCCCAGUGAACAUCGUGGGGGUUCUUUUAGUUAUUACUCGCGCAAGGCUCAUGCUUUCUCUAAUUUCAUUGACAGUAAUAAUCUUCUGGAUUUGAACUUUUCUGGUUGUAGGUUCACCUGGUGCAACAAUCAAGCUGGUCUUUUCAGGCGCUGGGCCAGGUUGGAUCGUGGUUUGGCUAACUUAGCUUGGCUUUAUAAAUUUUCUUCGGUUUCUCUUUUUCAUCUUACUUGUACAAUCUCUGAUCAUGCCCCUCUCCUUCUUUCGGUCUUUUUUAUCCAUCAGCGUCGUAAGUUUUUAUUUCGCUUCUAUAAUUUUUGGUUGGAUUAUCUGGGUUGUCAUGAUGCUGUUUGGGAGGCCUGGUUUGUUUCCCCUCAUGGUAAUCCUUUACAUUCCUUUACUCACCUUCUCUCUCGUACUCGGUCUAAUAUCUUGUUGUGGAGGGCCUCUGGUUUAACCUCGUUGGAUGCUGAUAUGAAGGAAACCGAAGAAUCUAUUUGCUCCUUGGAGCUAAGGGACUCUUUGGAUUCAGUGAGUAUUGAUCGUCUGAUGGAGUGCUAUAACUGGUUUUCCAUUUUACAGCAUCAUAACUCUUUGAGGUGGGCUCAGCGUGCUCACUUGCUUUGGCUUAAGGACGGGGAUCAUAACACCACAUUCUUUCAUAAUUCAGUUCCUAUCCACACUCAUUUUAACACUAUCUCUCAGGUCUGCGACAACUCUGGUAAUGUGGUAUCUGAACACUCAGACAUUGAGAGUAUGUUCGUUAAUUUUUAUUCUAAUUUGUGGUCUGAUUCUUCUGAAAUUACUUUUACUGAUAUCUUUAAUGCCCUGCCUGAUGAUCUCCCUUCUCUUUCUGAGCAUGAGGCUUCUGCCCUUACCCGGCGGUUACUAAGGAUGAAGUUUUUGCUUCCUUGCAAGACCUCCCCUCUGGUAAGGCUCCUGGCCCUGAUGGUUUCAAUGCUGAAUUCUAUCAUUUCUCCUGGCCAGAUAUUGGGGAUAGUCUCUUUGAGGCCAUUUCCUAUUAUUUUUUAUAACUCUGUGUUGCCACCUUCUAGGGGCAGAACCUAUAUCACUCUCAUCCCUAAAAAGGAUCAUCCCAGGUUUGUCUCUGACUAUCGCCCUAUUUCUUUAUGUAAUGUUUGCUUCAAAAUUGUGACUAAAAUUCUUGCUAAUCGGCUUAAGAGUGUCCUCCCUAAACUCAUUAGUCAUGAGCAAGUUGGCUUUGUUUCGGGUAGAUGCUCUUUUGAUAAUAUCAUUGCCUUACAUGAGAUAGUGCAUACUUUGGAGAAUGAUAAUAAGAACCCCCCUAGGAUGUUGACUAAAAUAGAUAUUGAAAAAGCCUAUGAUUUGCUUAAUUGGAGUGCAAUUCUUGCCACCUUAGCUAAGAUGAAGUUUCCCAACAUUUGGAUAUCUUGGAUUGACACUUGCUUGAGAUCUAGUUCUUUUUCUCUUCUUAUUAAUGGUUCUCCUUUGAAUUGGUUUUCUUCCUCCCGUGGUGUUCGCCAAGGAGAUCAUAUCUCUUCUUACCUGUUUAUCUUAGUGUCUCAAAUUCUCUCUUCUAUUUUGAACAAGGCUCUUCAUAUGGGUUUGAUUCCAAGUUUUGAUGCUAAUCUUUCAUACAAUUUUAACCACCUUAUGUAUGCUGACGACCUUCUUAUUAUUACUAGGGCUUCUCGUUUAGUUGCUAGAAACAUCAAUUUUUGUCUGCAGAUUUAUGCUCUUCUUACUGGGCAAAAGGCCAAUGUUAGCAAAUCUGUAAUAUAUUUUCCUUCUUGGUUCAAUUCUAGAGUGGCGAGAAGUAUUUCUUCCAUUCUCAACUUUCCCGUUGCUUCUUUCCCUCUAACCUAUCUAGGCAUUCUCAUUUCUCCUAAAAGACUUAAGGCUUCUCAUUUCAAACCUAUGGUGGAUAAAAUUUCCCGUACUUGCUCCAGAUGGAAGCAUUCUAACCUUUCUUUAGCAGCUAAAUCUACUCUUAUUAAUGCUUCCAUUCUUGCUAUUCCAGUAUAUUACCUCUCGGUCUUUCCUGUUUUUCAAUAUGUUCUUCAUGAGAUAUCCAAGAUUGUUAGGAAUUUCUUUUGGCACAAAGGUGGCAAUGGAAAGGGCAUCCAUGCGGUUUCUUAG
This is a messenger RNA of Dioscorea cayenensis subsp. rotundata (Guinea yam), 2730 nucleotides long. RefSeq lists its product as uncharacterized. Lineage: Eukaryota; Viridiplantae; Streptophyta; Magnoliopsida; Dioscoreales; Dioscoreaceae. The coding region runs from base 1 to 2730 and encodes 909 amino acids. The transcript has 2 exons. The record is from RefSeq and is a predicted model, not a curated record.